Messenger RNA from Pocillopora verrucosa, 1044 nucleotides. RefSeq lists its product as uncharacterized. The record is from RefSeq and is a predicted model, not a curated record. Gene Ontology annotation, molecular function: actin binding. Lineage: Eukaryota; Metazoa; Cnidaria; Anthozoa; Scleractinia; Pocilloporidae.
UCUAGGUGAAGGUAGUUUACAUCGAUUUCCUUAGCCUGUGUCUGUGACAUCUUUUAUUGCUCUAACAGCUAUUAAGACAGUAGUCAAACGUUUGAGCAUGUAUGAACGUUAAAAUGAAAAAGAAGCAGCCUGCUGGCUGUUGGAACCAAGUUGUCUCAUUGGAGUUACAAGCAACUACACAAAUGAACUAAGGGAAGAACGAAGCGGUUAUCAAAUGGAAUCAGAGGAGAACUGGAGUGAGUUCGUAAAAGAACAUCUGUUUGUUGGCACCAUUCUUGAUGGUGUGAUUGUCCUGACCAAACGCGGUGACUCAAUCUACUCAUGUGGGAACCUCCAAGAUCUGACUCAGAAAUAUUAUGCCCAGUUUCUUGUUAUCUUUACGACAACAUCUGAAGAACAAGACUCUGCUGCAUGCCAAAAGGGAUUUAUUCUGCAAACUGCAAAUGAUGAUCAGGAGAUUAAAUACAUCAUCUACAGCAAGAAUUUUUGUAGUGUAUAUGCAAUGUCACGUCAUAACAGAUCUGGAAUCAUAGUCUGCAGUCUACCUUAUGGUGUAUUGAUUGCUACGUACUCAUUUCCUUGCACCAGUGUGAAGGCAAUAGAAAUUGUGGAGAACACUUGUGAACAACUGAGAAGAUGACACAUCAUGUUAAAAUGUGCAUUUGGUCUUCAGAGUGAACAAGCAAGAAAUAAUGGCAGAACCUGAAUCUGGGAUGUUGAAACCUGUUUCUGGGAUCAAUUUUACUCAUUUAAUUUAUCAUUAUCAUCAUUAUUGUCAUUGUCAACAAUGUUAUCUUUGUUAUUGUCAUCAGCAUUAUCAUUAUCAGACUAUGUGCAUGUACUUUAGGUAACAGAAAAGUCAAGUCAAUGAGAAACUGCUUAUUUCUUCAAGGCGUUGACCUAACAGAUGUUUUUCGGUCAAUCCCAUCAUUUGCAGUCACUGAUUACUGUCACAAGACAUGAGCUACCUUCUCCAAAAGGACAAAGAAAAUUAAUUAUUAGAAACCUCAGAAAAUUAGGUAUCAGUAGAAAACAUUCUCCAAA